Molecule: messenger RNA, 1856 nt
Organism: Perca fluviatilis (European perch)
Lineage: Eukaryota; Metazoa; Chordata; Actinopteri; Perciformes; Percidae
Product: IgGFc-binding protein
Exons: 6
Coding region: 194-1789 (531 amino acids)
Source: RefSeq, a predicted model, not a curated record
CCUGGACAGGACCGACAGAGACUCUCGGUACACCAAACCUCGGCGAGACGUCACGAUGGGACAGUGAUGACACGUCGCCAACUGAACACACAACAGGAAAUGUCCUUAAAAGAAGUGAAGAGACGAGCAUUCACAGGCUGAAGACUGAAGACUGACCGACACACAGGUUGUGGCUUCAACUUUUAAAAGAGCCAUGUUCCCUGCACUGCUCGUCUUCUUCCUGCUGGCUGCAGAAUCCAUAGGUACUCUAGCGGAAGACAGCACCGGUCUGAACUUUAUCGUUGCUUUUCCGGAGAACAUUGCCAACUAUUAUCCUGGAGAUCCCCAAAACAAAGUCCGAAUCACGGCCAUGAAUGACAACACUCAGGUAACCCUGCAAUGGUUUAACAACGCUCCCGGCGGUCCAGACACACUGAACAAAGGACAGACUCGGGAGUACCCAGUUGAUGUAAAGAUGGAGCUUCGGAAGACAGGGUUCUCCAACAAAACUCUCAAAAUUACCAGCACAAAAAACAUCACCGUCCAGGCCAUCAACUGUAAAAAAACCAGCACGCAGACAGCUCUGGUUAUGCCAACGGACCAACUGGGCACGAAGUACUUCAUUCCUCCGAUCCCCAACAUCCAAGGAACGACUGUCCCUUCGGACAUCGUCACGACAGAUGUAACGGAAAGAGCUCCGUUCAAACUCGUUAUUGUCAAUACGGACAAAGUAAACCAUGUAACCGUCGGAAAUAACCAAACCAUUGCCCUUCACCCCUACGAGCUCAGUCAGGUCUGGGUACGAGACAACGCAUCGCGAACUGUGCAAGCCGACAAUGCGGUUGCAGUUCUCUUCGGUCACACUUGCGCCAUGAAGGACAACUGUACCUGCGGGCAGCUGUACGCCACGCUGCCGCCCGCCAACAACGAGAUGUUGAAGUUCUACAUUCCUCCCAUUCUGGCCCAGAACGCUUCAGAUAAAGCAUUCGUACUUCUGUCGGAGAGAGGAUCCAUCACCAGAGUACUGGCCUUCAACAAGGACUUGCAGCUGGUCGAGGCGGCCGGCACGGCCAUCUUUUACCGUCCAGGCUUACUCCUCACUCUGAUCCCAGAGACGGACUUCGGUAGCUGUUAUGUCGUCAACACCGUACCUGAUAUGCAGACCUUCGCCCUGAUCGUGGUCAACAAGAGUCUCACCGAUGGGGUUCAUAACGGGACGCUUCCUUUGCAGAAUCCACGUUGGCAGGAGCUGAAAGGGACAGAGUACGUCUCGACACUUGUUGCUGUGGGGAAUCAGAGCGUAAUCUGGCACGCUUCCUCUAAAAUGGCUGUCUACUUUUUGGGAAAGAAGGACAAUGCUUGGUUUGGGAACCCAGCGCCCGUCAUCAGUAAAACCCCAGAUUUCAGGGGUUGCGUCUUGGCUCCAGAGGUCGUGAAAAUCGCCGACGUGGCGGUCGGCUGGCGAGAAUCCCUGAAGUACUGCAACGACAAGGGCCUGAACCUGAUCAGCUUCCCCAAGGCCCAACUCCAGAGUCACAUCUACGGAAAAAUCCUCCAGCUCAAUAAUCACACGGUGCAGGAAGUGUGGAUCGGCAUGCGCCGGAGCUCCCGGACUGGCGAGUGGUACUGGCUGAAUCAGGAACCGGUCAGCGCCACCAACUGGGAUGAGGGGGAGCCCGGCACGAUAUUUGAUGGCAUGUGUGUUCUCAUGAGUCUGGAAACGGGCAAGGACUUUGUCUGGAGUGGCAAGGACUGCUGUAUGGCAGCUUAUUCCAUCUGCUACAAAGAACCCGUCUUGUUUUGGGGUUGAGACCGAGACAAGAGCGAGACUUUGAGGGUUUGAGACCAAGACAAGACCGAGACUUUGAGGGUUUGAG